Penicillium cataractarum is the source of this 567-nucleotide messenger RNA. Its product is annotated as actin-related protein 2/3 complex subunit 3. The coding region runs from base 1 to 567 and encodes 188 amino acids. The transcript is spliced from 6 exons. Gene Ontology annotation, cellular component: cytoskeleton; Arp2/3 protein complex. Lineage: Eukaryota; Fungi; Ascomycota; Eurotiomycetes; Eurotiales; Aspergillaceae. The record is from RefSeq and is a predicted model, not a curated record. Gene Ontology annotation, molecular function: actin filament binding. Gene Ontology annotation, biological process: Arp2/3 complex-mediated actin nucleation; regulation of actin filament polymerization.
AUGCCGGCAUACCACUCCAUCUUCCUAGAGGACCGCGAUGUCCCCGUGAUAGGGAACUUCCCUAUCCUGCCACUGCGCACUCGAACUCGUGGUCCCGCAUACACUUUGCCCGCUCUUCCCCCCAAUACCCCGGACGUGGACGUCACCCCCGAGAACGAGUCCUACGACUGUGUCGAUGAGAUCCUGUCCCUCUUCCGGGCGAACGUGUUGUUCCGCAACUUUGAGAUCAACGGCCCCGCCGACCGGAUGCUCAUUUAUGGAACUCUCUUCGUCAGCGAGUGUCUCGGCAAGGUUAAGCCUACGAUGAGUGCCCGGGACGCUGAGAAGGCUUUGAUCAAUGCCGCCCUGGACAGCUUCGCCAUUCCCGGUGACGUCUCUUUCCCGCUGAACCAGGCCUUUGAGCCCCCACGCGACCGCCAGGAUGCGGAGAGCUUGCGGGCAUACAUCUCGCAGGUUCGACAGGAGAUUGCCGUUCGGCUACACGCUAGAUUAUACCCCGGUGGAGAGGGACCGUCCAAGUUUUGGCUUAGCUUUACGAAGAGAAAGUUCAUGGGAAAGAGCCUGUAG